CCAGAAUUCAUCCAGCAAGAGCAAGAGAACUUCCCAUCUUCCUUCUCCAUUGUUGAAGAGAAAUCAUCAAGGAAGAAUCACCCAAAAAGGAGCUAAAGUGCUAAAAGUGUGAAAUAAUUAAGGCACUUGUAAAGGGUAUUUCAAGUGAUUUCACAAAGUUGGGAAAGUCGCCGGAGUUGUCGCCGGAGUUGACCAAAAGUCGCCGGAGUUUCACCGGAGUUCAACCAAGAAGGGUAGAACUUCAUACGCUAGUUCAAGGUUGAAGCUAGGGCUUGCUACUUGCACCUUCUCACGGGUGAUAUCAAAUCAGGAAGACGUGAAAUGGAGGGUAAGCGAAUGGCAACAAGAAAUGACCCUAAGGGACAAGCGUCGGUAGCUUACCUUGAGGCUAGCCGGGCUGUGUCACGAGCCUUUACGGGGAGAGGAAUAGGCCAUGGGGGCCGUGAGGGCCGCCAAGCGGCAAACGCUAAUCAAGUGGGCUCGAUGUGUAACAUGAACACCAGGAGGAACGAACGUAGGCGUCAGGCGAGGCGAGAUCGGGCCACCUCCCAACGUGAUAUGACUGCCAUGGGGGCCGUGAGGGCCGCCAAGCGGCAAACGCUAAUCAAGUGGGCUCGAUGUGUAACAUGAACACCAGGAGGAACGAACGUAGGCGUCAGGCGAGGCGAGAUCGGGCCACCUCCCAACGUGAUAUGACUGUCAGCCAAACCCAUCCUUGGGCAAACGACCAAGGAGGAGAAAGCACUCUUACGGCACCGGCAUCACCGGUGAAAAAGAAAAGGAACUCAAAGUGGCACACGUCCUUUCCUUACUCCUUAAGACCAUCCAAAUGUUCUAAUUGCUCUAAGAAACAUUUUGGAAAGUGCAACGAGCCCCCGAUGUGCUACAAAUGUGGGAGCACAACCCAUAUGAAAUUAAGUUGCCCAUGGAGGAGGCAACGAGAGACAUUGCAAGCCGAGGAAGGGCUCACCGUGAAUGGAAACCAUACGGAACCAACGAUGAGCAACGCUACGUCCGUCAAUCAAGGCGGGGCCCAAGCAAGGGUCUACGCAAUGACCGAGGCGGAUGCGAGAGCAAACCCGGACUCCGUUGCAGGUUGAAGCUAGGGCUUGCUACUUGCACCUUCUCACGGGUGAUAUCAAAUCAGGAAGACGUGGUUCGUGCUUCCUUAUUUUCUUUCAAACUACCGAACACUUGCUCAUGGAUAUUUGUUCUACUAUAAACUAUUUUUGGGGCUUGCAUGCCCAUGUUGUUGG
This is a messenger RNA of Cuscuta epithymum, 1256 nucleotides long. The record is from the annotation of a GenBank genome assembly. NCBI's taxonomy places the organism in Eukaryota, Viridiplantae, Streptophyta, Magnoliopsida, Solanales, Convolvulaceae.